Messenger RNA from Sarcophilus harrisii (Tasmanian devil), 2707 nucleotides. RefSeq names its product bombesin receptor subtype 3 (gene BRS3). The record is from RefSeq and is a predicted model, not a curated record. Bases 160 to 1362 code for a protein of 400 amino acids. Gene Ontology annotation, biological process: bombesin receptor signaling pathway. Gene Ontology annotation, cellular component: membrane. Gene Ontology annotation, molecular function: bombesin receptor activity. The transcript is spliced from 3 exons. NCBI's taxonomy places the organism in Eukaryota, Metazoa, Chordata, Mammalia, Dasyuromorphia, Dasyuridae.
UGUAUUCAGAUGUCUUGAAUCCUCUUUCCAUCCAGUCUACUAGAUUCAGUUCUGUUCCUAUAAUCCCCUCAUUCUCGAUGUAGGCAUUUGAUGUACUGAUCAACUCGUAUUUGAACUGAGCAGAAGACAAAUUAAAGACUAAAGUCUCUUUUGGAGAAAAUGUCUGAAGGACAGCUCAAUUCACCUAACCAGACUUUCCAUUUAAUCACAAAUGAUACAGAACCAUCAGCAACUAGUAUUUUCAAUGAUACUACGGUGGAGGGAAAAACUGAAGAGACAUCUAUAGGAUCACGAAUCCUGUGUACCAUUUUUUUGACUUAUUCCGUGAUCAUUUCGGUAGGUCUUCUUGGAAAUGCUGUGCUCAUCAAAGUCUUUUUCAAGAUCAAGUCCAUGCAAACAGUUCCAAACAUUUUUAUCACCAGCUUGGCUUUCGGAGAUCUUUUGCUUCUAAUAACAUGUGUGCCAGUGGACGCGACCCAGUACAUUGCAGAUACCUGGCUGUUCGGGAGACUCGGUUGCAAGAUUCUCUCUUUCAUCCAGCUCACUUCAGUCGGCGUGUCGGUGUUCACACUAACUAUUCUCAGUGCUGACAGAUACAAGGCAAUAGUGAAGCCCUUGGAACUGCCAGCCUCUGAUGCAUUCUUGAAGACCUGCGGGAAAGUUGCCUGUAUCUGGAUCCUGUCCAUGGUUCUUGCUAUCCCAGAGGCUGUAUUCUCAGAUUUAUAUCCUUUCUAUAAUGCUGAAAAAAAUGAGUCUUUUGAAGCCUGUGCUCCUUAUCCUGUUUCUGAAAAGAACAGGCAAGAGGCUCAUUCUCUCCUAUGUUUCUUAGUCUUCUACAUUAUUCCCCUCUCUGUCAUUUCUGUCUACUAUGUUCUGAUUGCCAAAGCUCUUUUCAAAAGCACCGUCGAAAUACCCGCCGAAGAACAAGAACAUGCCCGCAAGCAGAUUGAAUCCCGCAAGAGAGUUGCCAAGACGGUGCUGGUGUUGGUGGGGUUUUUUGCUAUCUGCUGGCUGCCCAAUCAUAUCCUUUACCUCUAUCGGUCCUUCAAUUAUCACUCCUCCAUUGAUUCUUCUACCCUUCAUCUUGUGGCCACCAUUUUCUCUCGGGCGCUGGCUUUUAGCAAUUCCUGUGUAAACCCCUUUGCUCUUUACUGGCUGAGCAAAACUUUCCGGCAGCAUUUUAAAACACAACUCUUUUGUUUCAAGAUCAAGUGUCCCAGGCGUCCAGCUGUCCCCAGAAACCUGGCCACAGGCCUUGUUUCAGCCACUGGGAGCACCCAGGUGUCUGAAAUUAGUGUGACCUUGCUCACUGGGUAUGCUGGGAAGAAGGAAGAAGAAAGUGCCUUUUCAGUUAUCAGUUAAAGCGGGCAGGCAGCAAGUUUUUUCCUAGUGUGUAUGUAGCUAGGAAUUGUGGGGAUGAGUAUAAUACUGAAUUACUCAUCUUUUAAUUGUAUUUGAGAUAUUUAAGAGAAGGUCCUUGUCCAGUCAAAUAUUCUUGUCUCUGUGUGUGUAUAUAUGUGUGUUAUUUUUGUGAGUGAAAACUUGAUAUUCUAAAACUUUCUAAAUUCUAGAGAGAAAACAUUUAGUAGGUGGAGACUAUGGUUAUAGAAAGAGAAAGGGGAGGAGUAAGAGAAUGACAUCAACACAACACUAAAAAUGUAAAAGAUGACACAUAUCUAUAAUGCUUCAAGCUUUACAAAAUAUUUUCCUACUAACUGCCUCAUGAGGCAGGUGGUAUCUGUAUCACAAAGGAAGAAAUGGUGACUGAGUGAAGAGAAAUGAUUUACAAUUCAGUACAAAGUAUAUAUAGAAUAAAUGUAAGAUAAUGUUGUUGCAGAAAGGCACCUAUACCUAGAUGAGGAAAAGUCUUAUUCAGGAGGUAAGAGAGAGAGAGAGAGAGAGAGAGAGAGAGAGAGAGAGAGAGAAAGAGAGAGAAACUUUCUAACUUAGAGGACCCAAACCCUUUGUGGACUGUGGAAGACAUUUCUAAAUUUUCUCAUUUUCUUCUCAUGUGAUGGACACCAAGUUAUGCCAUUUAAUCUCUGCUCUGCCAUAUAGAUGCAAAUUACAUUAUUCUCUCUGAUUAGAAAAAAGUAUCAAAAAUGGAGAUAAUAAAGAAUCUUUGAUGCAAUUUCUUUUUAGAAAACAUUCUAAUAAUUGAUGGGAAAUGUUACUGUUUUCUAUUGUUUUCUCUUCUACUAUCACCAAAAGUUUAAUGAAAAUGAAAAUGGGAAUGUUUUGAGGUUGGCAAGUAUGAAUAACACACCAAGGUAUAGUUCAUCUACCUGUCUUAUAGCUUCUCUAAUCAAAGACAAUGGAGUCUUACUUUUCUCUUCAAUUUAUUAACAUCAGUCAAAAAGUUUCCGUAAUGGACUGACUUUACAUGAAAAUGCAGUAGGUGAUCACUUACAUGGUAUCACAUGAAGGGAAUAGGGAAGGGCAACCUCCCUCCCUCUCUGCCCCUUCCAAAAAUAUUAUUGUCAUAAACCAGCCACAAUAUCUGAGAUCCCAUCACUAUGGAUGUGUUAUUUUGAGUUAAGCAUUGCCCGCCUCCUCUAUCUUGUUUUAAAAUACAACUUUUCCUAGGAGUCCCUUCCACCCCAAAGUGAAUAAGUUUAUUCAGAAAGAUUUAAUUACAGAAAGUACAUAAUGACCUUGGUGAUGAUUCUGAAGGUGAUUUCUGGGCAUUCAUGAGAACUUUAUAGUU